Messenger RNA from Paramormyrops kingsleyae, 721 nucleotides. Its product is annotated as large ribosomal subunit protein eL19. Gene Ontology annotation, cellular component: ribosome; cytosolic large ribosomal subunit. Gene Ontology annotation, biological process: translation. The record is from RefSeq and is a predicted model, not a curated record. Gene Ontology annotation, molecular function: RNA binding; structural constituent of ribosome. NCBI's taxonomy places the organism in Eukaryota, Metazoa, Chordata, Actinopteri, Osteoglossiformes, Mormyridae.
UAUGGCUCCUCCCUUCCCUCAUUAUGGUAGCGUCUCCCCCGUCCGCAGUUCUUUCAUUUUUGUCAAGUCGCUGUAGCCAUGAGUAUGCUCAGGCUUCAGAAGCGGCUGGCGUCCAGUGUCCUGCGAUGUGGGAAGAAGAAGGUGUGGCUCGACCCCAACGAGACUAAUGAGAUCGCUAACGCCAACUCCCGCCAGCAGAUCCGUAAACUAGUGAAAGAUGGUCUUAUCAUAAGGAAGCCUGUGACAGUGCAUUCGCGAGCACGAUGCCGUAAGAACACUCUGGCACGGAGGAAAGGCCGCCAUAUGGGUGUUGGUAAGAGGAAGGGUACAGCCAACGCCCGUAUGCCAGAGAAGCUGUGCUGGAUGCGGCGCAUGCGGAUCCUGCGUCGCCUGCUGCGUCGUUACAGGGAAUCCAAGAAGAUCGACAGGCACAUGUACCACAACCUCUAUCUGAAGGUUAAGGGUAAUGUUUUUAAGAACAAGCGCAUCCUGAUGGAGCACAUCCACAAACUGAAGGCAGACAAGGCUCGCAAGAAGCUCCUGGCUGAUCAGGCUGAAGCUCGCCGCUCCAAGACCAAGGAAGCCCGCAAGCGCAGGGAAGAGCGUCUCCAAGCCAAGAAAGAGGAGGUCAUCAAGACUUUGUCCAAGGAAGAAGAGACCAAAAAGUGAUCAUAUUUCCACUCUUUCCAGUGCUAAUAAAGUGUACAGAGAUUUAAAGAUG